Messenger RNA from Anneissia japonica, 3003 nucleotides. RefSeq lists its product as uncharacterized. Lineage: Eukaryota; Metazoa; Echinodermata; Crinoidea; Comatulida; Comatulidae. The transcript is spliced from 2 exons. Bases 956 to 1600 code for a protein of 214 amino acids. The record is from RefSeq and is a predicted model, not a curated record.
UAUAUAUAUGUAUAUAUAUAUAUAUAUAUAUCAUCAUAUAAUAUAUAUGGCCUAUAUAAUAAAUAAUGAAACAAUACUAGUAUUGUUCCUUUUAAUUGAGCAACAAACAAUUGAAUCGAUGGCAUGAAUUGUGUACAUAUUUGAGUAUACAGAAUUAAGAAUCGAAUAUCAUAUGUAUGAACUUUAGAAAUUCUUCAGUGGAGGAAACCAAUUUUCAAUCUAUUCUUAUAUAAAUUAUAUAUAUGUAUACAUAUUUAAAUAUAUAUAGCAUAUAUAUAAAUUAUGAUAUAAUAGAUAAAAUCCAAACUAGCUUUAUAUAUAAUAGUAAUAAGAAAAGAAUACCAUACUUUAUUGGAGAAGAACUUCGAUCUAUCGAAAGUUUUGAUGUUAUAUUGGAGCAAUGGUUUAAUUAUAUUUUUAUGAUAUUUACAAUUGGGCAAUUCCAUGAAAAGUUUUCACACCUACCAAAAUUUUAAAAUGUUUUUUAUCAAUCAAGUAUGGUAUCAAAUUAAAGCGAAGACAUUGAAUUUUCAAGAUUUUAUGUUCAUUUUACAUUUCCAUUGAUUGCCCUUGAAAUAUGAUCUCAUUAAUUAACAUGUUUUUCAAAUUUGAAAAAUAGACAAAAAUGCAAUAUUUUCUUUUCCCAAUUACAUAAUAAAUAUACAAUUUAAGCUUUUUAUUCUUCAAUAGAUACAAUGAAUGAGAGACAAAAAUUUCAUAACUAGUGAAGAAAUAUUGAAUUUUGUUAAUUAAUUAGUCAUUUGGGUGUGGCUUAAAUUUCAUUUGUUUGUGUCAGUCCGCGACCAAAAAACAUAGUUUUUUUUUAAUUCUCUGUGUCAAAUAUUGUCCAAAUUACAUAAAAUUCACAUAUCUAUUCAAGAUUCAUAACCUCAAUGUACUGAUUAAAUUUUAUUUAAAAAGAAUAUUAUUUACUUAUUAAUUUCAUAAUCCAUAAAUGGUCAGUCCGCGACCCUUAUAUUUUUACCUAGGUUUAGUGAUAUUAUUUCACUAUUACUUGAGUGUUGGGUCUACAGGUGACACUGUGGCUUGUACUGAAGGUUAUUUAUACGUCAUAGAUCCACAAACUUUUUUUGAGACUGCCGUCAAGGUUACAUCCAAGAUUAACGUUAUACAUGUAUCAAAGGAAGAAAUAGACUUGGAACGUGAACGUCUUGAUGUUCGAUGGGAAGAUGUAUUCACACUUCCUGACACUCACAAGAUGCAUUUUAUUGUCCCCACCAACAGACACAUUGUUAAAUAUGCCCCAUAUAGCACCUGUCCACCAAGUAAAAUGAAGGAAUUUCGAAUGAAGAGAGAAGAGGAAAUAGCAGAAAGCAGUAAUAAAGAGGAUAAGAGAUUACCUACAUGUGGCGACUUCGUUCUGGUUAGAUACCAGUCAGCAAAGAGUAAUAGCUACAAACAUUAUGUUGCAUUGGUAACUGAUGUGGAUGAUUUUGAGGCAAACAUUACACAUUUGUUUCGCCAAGAUAAAGAGUGGAAGGUGUUUGUUGAAAAAAAUGUGAAUGACAAAUACGGAAUUGUUGACCUAAGUCAAAUAGUGGAGAUCCUUAAGGCUCCUUACAUGGACAAUCGUGGCUGAUAUCAUUUUGAAAAUGCUAUAACCAUGGCAAAUUAAAUCUAGGGCUUAAAACAUAAUUGAUACUUUGUUUAUGCUCUAUAAAAACUCUAUACAUUAGGCCACGUAAAAUAAAACAAUUGGUUAGCAUCCCCGCCCGACCGUCAGAAAAGCCCCCGACCUGACAUUUUUUUUUUUUUUUUUUUACAAAACACUCAAAAACUCCAUCUCCCGAAGGCAAUUUAUAUAGGCCUAGUCUUGUUUACCAUCCGUCCGAACGCCAGCGGAAUGGGCUUAUCCCUGCAGUUCCAUUCCAUCAUCGUCUCGUCUAGGCCUAGUCCUUGCUUCAAACUAAACUCCGAUCCGAUGCUUACGUCUCAUGCUUUGUGCAGAAAAGCCAAGUCGGCCAAUCAGCGCGUUGGUAUUUCCAUCACUUUGGAAGUAGACAUCCACAACAGCGCGAAAGAGAAACAAGGAGGAACCACUCUGUGUGGUGACCGGAGACAAGACAACAAACAUGGCUGCGCCCAUCAGUUUAAAACUGUGGCAUAUUCACUUCUUACCUGUGUGCAAUAUUUCACGAAAUAAAAUUUUAAAGAUAAAUUUUCAUAGGUAGGACAGCAUAGAUAGAUUAUUACUGGAAAUAUAGUGGCGAGAUAGUGCAUGCGUAUAUUAUUAGCGAGCGAGCCGUCCGGCCGUCUUUUGGACUGCCUACAAUUAGGAAGGCAACUUUUACCGUGACGGCUUGGACGGCUUGGCCUAAUCAGCUCGGCUUAGCCUAAUUGGGCCUGGUCUACCUUUAGCAAAUUCUUUAUAUAUUCUUCAAAUCUAUCGAAUGUUACAUUAAACUAAAGGUAAAUCAUAUUUACGUAUGAUAAAAACAACAUUUAUGAUUGAAUGUACGUUUUCGUACCAAUAAUCGAUGGGGAUUACUAACGAUGGGCGUGGCCCGGCAUCGGCUCAGUGCCACGCCCACUGGCUUCCAUUUUGGAAAAACAAAAUAGGCCGUCUAUUUUGUUUUUCUGGCGAAACCCCUGCAUGGCAUCAAUGAUGACUGUUUUGUUGUUCCAACAAACCCAGUAUGGUCCAGUUAUAAUUAAUGUCCAGCAAACACACACUUCAAUCUUCUUAUUUUGCUGUUAUUUUUAUUUUUAAUUUCACAUCCAACAGCAGUUACACUUGCCACUUAGGAUGGAAUGCUUUAAACCUGCGAUAUCAUCAGUUCUGUAAACAUAUACAAUGUUGCAUGUUUUAAAACUUCAUAGGGAUUUCAAUAUUACUGUUAUUCAUAUAGGCAAAGCUUAUCUGCUUGAUAUAGAUGAAUUACAUGAUUCCUUGUAUCCAAUUUUGGCAUCUGUUGUUUUCCUCUUCUUUGUUUUGCUAAUUUUCCUUCCGACGCUGGUUUUUCAUGUUCUACGAGGAAAAAA